GCAUGCUUGACAGUCAGUUUCGAGCAAGCAGGCUUUUACCCGUGCCGGUAGCAGAUGUGUGGUGACUUGGUGGAGAAGUUGAGCAAAUUGGUUUGUUUUUAACCCUGCCAAUGACGCCAGGUGCGUGUAACAUGGAGGAGUUCGUGUGUAUUAAAACGCUUGCGUCAAUAAGAUGCAUUAUCACCAACCACAGUCAUGGAUACCCUCUGGAUGGGUGCCAAAAUGCGUUUCCCAGGUUUACACCUCGACGACAUCUGCCUGGCCCCACAAAAGACACACUCAUUAGCAUCCGUAGCCUCACCGCUGCGAUCGGCCUGAUCAUUCUGCACAAUAGCACUGGCCCUCGCAUUAUUCCGACUGAGGCCAUCCAGGCUGUAACUGCCCUUGCAAUAGCUUGCACCGUCAUCUGGGGAAAUUUCGAAGGUAAUACAGACAACGCCGACGGUGCCUGUGAGUUUUUCGCUUUUCGGUGUGACUCUGUCCCUGGGCAGGACGUGUUCCGUGCCACGGGCAUGAACUUUUUUCAGGAGUCGCUGGUGGCGGAAAUGCUUCGUACACUCCUUGCGUAA
Varroa destructor (honeybee mite) is the source of this 569-nucleotide messenger RNA. RefSeq lists its product as uncharacterized. Lineage: Eukaryota; Metazoa; Arthropoda; Arachnida; Mesostigmata; Varroidae. The record is from RefSeq and is a predicted model, not a curated record.